Molecule: messenger RNA, 1156 nt
Organism: Beta vulgaris subsp. vulgaris (sugar beet)
Lineage: Eukaryota; Viridiplantae; Streptophyta; Magnoliopsida; Caryophyllales; Amaranthaceae
Exons: 6
Coding region: 110-1156 (348 amino acids)
Source: RefSeq, a predicted model, not a curated record
AUAAGAUUUGUUGUGUUGUGUAUAUUAGAUUUGCUGUGUUUGUGUAUAUUUUUGUUAGUGUGUGGAUGUUGCGUACGGGGAACGUCAUCCUCUUGAAGCGAGGGACAAGAUGCCUGAAUCUGAAUACAAUGAAUUGGAUCCCCAGAUAGUAACAACAUGUAAGAGAAAAGGGGCCUUGAAAGGGAGACGCAGUAGUAAUGGAAGGCAAAAGUAUGGAAAUGCAGAAGGUAUAGGUACAGGUACAUCUGCACCACCAAGAUCACCACCUAUGUUCAGUAGGCAACAGUCAGAGGGGGAGGGACCAAGAUCACCUAUAUCAUUGAGGAGUCGCCGACAGUCAGAUGGACGAAGAUCACCUAUAUCAUUGAGGAGUCGCCAACAGUCUGAGGUACGUGAUGAAUGUUCAUCACCAGUAGCACCCCCAGGAUUUGAGAAUGUAAUUGUAAAUGGGAAUUUGCAAUUGGGAGAGUCGAGUAGUAAUAAUACAUUGACAGGUUCCAGUGAAGCACAAUUGGAAGCACAAGUAGAGAUGGUGGUGGGUAAGUAUGGAACUGCACUAAUGGAGGCACCAGUUAUAGGUAUAACAGUAGUAGAGGGUUCGAAGUACAGUUGGAGGAAAGUGAAGGAGGUUGAAGAAUUAAGUGAAGGUGGAGAGAAUGAAACAGCAGGUAAUGAAAAUGUUAAUUCGAAUGGAGAAUCGCAAGUAGGAGAACGAAGCCGUAAACAUAGGAAGACAAAGACAUCGGUUGUUUUGAGUGAGGAGUACGAACAGACGUGGCGUCCUAAGGCAACCAACAAGGAUAAAUUAUUUGAGCUGAUGUCAAAAUGCAAGGGAGAUCCAAUUAUAAUUGAUGUUGAUGGGAACUUUGCGACAUUGAGUUGUUGCAGAUCAUUGUCUCAGGCCCGUGGUCGAUUAGAUGAUAAUUAUGUUCGAGUUGCAGCAUGUCUUUAUGUGAAAGUGUGGGGGCGGCGAUUUGGAACUAGAAGCAGGAGGUUGUGUUGGGAUCCAACAUUUGCGAUAAGAGUGCUGCAAGUAGAAGGAGAUAACUGGGAUAGUGUUGAUAGGAUAAUCCAGUCCUCCAUCAAGAACACACCAGUUGCGUCAUGUCUUAGGAUAAGUGUGACGGUCAUUGGUGGUGUGCCGCCUUCUCGGUAA